AUAUAUUUACUGUCCAUUAAUUAUUUUUUUAAAAUGGUUGGAACUGAGAAAACUUCUCAUAUUCAAACUGAUUUGGGGCCCCAUGGUUUAGGAGAUCCGGAUGACAAGUCCUUAAGAAAAGUUGAAACUGAAAUUUUAAUUCCGAAAAAAAUGAGGGAUAAAGCAAAAGCCGAAAACUGUUUUAGUGAAGUUCAAGACUUUCAAAAAUGCUGCAAAGAAAGUGGAGUUUUACUAGUCAUGAAAUGUCGAAAAGAAAACAAUAAAAUGAAAGAAUGUCUUACCCACUGGUAUAGAAACCCUGAAUUUGUGAACAAAUGUACUGAAGAGUAUCUAGAGGAAAGAUCGGAGUACAGAAGGACAGGAAUAAAGAAGAGAGAUAAAUUAAUGAAGAUAUAAUUUUUAUUGAGACUGAAAUAAGAACUUUUUGUUGCUUUUUAUUCUUAAAUAUGUACAUAAUAGUACUAGUGUUGAAAAAAUAUAUUGUAAACAUUUGUUAGA
Messenger RNA from Nezara viridula (southern green stink bug), 498 nucleotides. Lineage: Eukaryota; Metazoa; Arthropoda; Insecta; Hemiptera; Pentatomidae. The record is from the annotation of a GenBank genome assembly.